This is a messenger RNA of Panicum hallii, 2597 nucleotides long. Its product is annotated as UDP-glycosyltransferase 85A2-like. Gene Ontology annotation, molecular function: UDP-glycosyltransferase activity. The record is from RefSeq and is a predicted model, not a curated record. The coding region runs from base 848 to 2329 and encodes 493 amino acids. NCBI's taxonomy places the organism in Eukaryota, Viridiplantae, Streptophyta, Magnoliopsida, Poales, Poaceae. The transcript is spliced from 2 exons.
GCUGCCGCCCCGCCCGGAGCCGACAGGCGCUCAGGGUCAAGGGAACCGGAGGCCGGAGCCAAUCCUCGGCGAGCGCGGUCAGCGUCUGCCCUGCCGCCGCAGAGGGUCGUCGCUCGCAGCGGCACCCGGUGGCGUCCCGGCCCCUGCCUGCGUGCCCCGAGAUCUUCGUCUGCCGUGGGCGGAUGCGGCAGCCCGGAAAAACAAAUCGUUUGCCCACGCACGCACGCAGCGGGGCCGGUCAGCCGGCGGCCGGAUCCGGCGAAUCUCGGCGGCGGAAAAACGGGCGAGGGAAACGUUUCUUAUUCCGGCGAUCUCAGGUGAGGUCACGCCUGGAUUGGCUGCCCGCCCGGGUCAGACGAUCACGUGCGUCCACGACCACAGACUCCCAAGUGAAAUGAAACGAGCUCUCGCCUUGCAUUGUACUAGGAGCUACUAGCUUCUGCAAAGGGAGAGCAUGCGGGAGAGCAGCCAGCAGAGGAGGUCGCUGCUUGGGCACGCACUUUAUUUUGGUCACGUGCGGCGGGCGGGCGGGGCAAGAUUUUGUGCCCAGGGAGAGAACAGAUAUGAUUCCGGACGACACGAUCUUGUCUAGUAGACCGUGUGAAUAUAUCGGUCGCGACGACCAAAUCUAGGGCCCAUCCCGCCGCAGAUAUAUCCGCUUCGGUAUCCGCGGCGGCCGCGCACGACGGCGACCGCACCGGACCGGGACGGGGUGCUCGGCUCGGCUAGCCUAUUUAGACGCUCCGGCCAGGCUCCGACCCCGCCCAUUUUCACCUCACCACCACUGCUAGGUAGCGAAGCGAAGCGAGCAAGGAGCUGUGCGCGCUCGCGCCGCCGCCGCCGAGCCAUGGAGAGGAGGGCGCACGCGAUGCUGUUCCCGUUCCCGUGCUCGGGCCACAUCAACCCGACGCUGAAGCUGGCGGAGCUGCUGCACGCGCGCGGGGUGCACGUGACCUUCGUCAACACGGAGCACAACCACGAGCGGCUGCGGCGGGGGGCGGCGGCUGCCGGGCUGCGGGGGCGGGAGGGGUUCCGGUUCGAGGCGGUCCCGGACGGGCUGUCGGAGGAGGACCGGCGGAGCCCCGACCGGACGGUGAGGCUGUACCUGUCGCUGCGGAGGAGCUGCGGCGCGCCGCUGGUGGCGCUGGCGCGCCGGCUCGCGGAGCGCGAGGGCGCCCCGCCCGUCACCUGCGUCGUGCUCAGCGGCCUCGUCAGCUUCGCGCUCGACGCCGCGGAGGAGAUCGGCGUGCCGGCGUUCGUGCUCUGGGGCACCAGCGCCUGCGGCUUCGUCUGCACGCUCCGGCUGCGGGAGCUCCGCCAGCGGGGCUACACGCCGCUCAAAGACGAGAGCUACCUGACGAACGGGUACCUGGACACGGCCAUCGACUGGAUCGCCGGGAUCCCGCCGGUGCGGCUGGGCGACGUCUCCAGCUUCGUCCGGACGCUGGACCCGCAAUGCUUCGCGCUGCGCGUGGAGGAGGACGAGGCGAACAGCUGCGCCAGGGCACGGGGCCUCAUCCUCAACACGUUCGAGGACCUGGAGCCCGACGUCCUGGACGCGCUCCGGGGCGAGUUCCCGCGGGUGUACACCAUCGGGCCCCUGGCCGCCGCCAUGCACGCUGCGCAGGGGAGCGGCCACGGAGGCGCCGGCCCGGCCGGGCUGAGCCUGUGGGAGGAGGACGCGGCGUGCAUGGCGUGGCUGGACGCGCAGGCGCCCGGGUCCGUGCUGUAUAUCAGCUUCGGGUCCCUGGCCGUGCUGUCGCCGGAGCAGCUCGCGGAGCUCGCGUGGGGCCUCGCCGCCAGCAACCGCCCCUUCCUCUGGGUCGUCCGGCCGGGCCUCGUCGCGGGGGACCGCGGCGCCGACGCGCUGCCGGAGGGCUUCCUCGCGGCGACCCGGGGCCGGUGCUUCAUCGCCGCGUGGUGCGCGCAGGAGCAGGUGCUCCGGCACCGCGCCGUGGGCGGCUUCCUGACGCACAGCGGGUGGAACUCCACGGCGGAGAGCAUCUGGGCGGGCGUGCCCAUGGUGUGCUGGCCCGGGUUCGCCGACCAGUACAUCAACUCCCGGUACACGUGCGGGGAGUGGGGCGUCGGGCUCCGCCUGGACGAGGCGCUGCGGCGGGAGCAGGUCGCGGCGCACGUCGAGGAGCUGAUGGGGGACACCGGCCGGGCCCGGGAGAUGAGGCGCAACGCGGCCAGGUGGAAGGCCGCCGCCGAGGCCGCCACGGCGCCCGGCGGCUCGUCGUACGAGAGCCUCGGCAGGCUGGUCGAGGAGCUGCGGCUGGGCGACGACGACGCGCUCGCCGCGGCGGCCGCGCAGGACGGCCGGUGACCCCGUCGUGACGCCAUUCCCAGCCCCGCUGCCGUCGUGAGCGUUGGAUGAGCACGCGCACGACCUCGCUUUUGGACGCCGCCGCCUCUCGUCAGCUCUGGGUGACGGAAGCCGCAGUACCUGGUUUCGUACACGCAGUGUUUCGUUUCAGACCCAGAAAGAACUCUAGCGUUUGUAUCCUACUAGUAGAUGAUGACUGCAUGUCUCGAUGUCAACAUUUUUAGUGGACGAAUUCGUCAGGAACUCAGGAUGCUUUUGCUUGCGCUCA